This is a messenger RNA of Centropristis striata (black sea bass), 1655 nucleotides long. RefSeq names its product serum paraoxonase/arylesterase 2-like. The record is from RefSeq and is a predicted model, not a curated record. Lineage: Eukaryota; Metazoa; Chordata; Actinopteri; Perciformes; Serranidae. The coding region runs from base 324 to 1394 and encodes 356 amino acids. The transcript is spliced from 9 exons. Gene Ontology annotation, molecular function: arylesterase activity.
CAUUUUUGUGUGUGAUUUUUUUCUAAUGUAAAGUAUGUGCCGUAACACAAAAGAGGCUGGGAAACACUGGUAUAGACGGACCCGCCCAUAGACUGAACAUAAAUAACACGCUACGGAGGAGAGGAUUCAACUUUUACACUUUGGAGGGUAUUUUCAGGUUUUUGCGUUUUUAAGCCCCCAAAACACCGUCACCGUCUAAACGAAAGGCACUUCCGAAUAUCAAAUAUUUUGUCAUUUUACCCGAAGCGUGCUGGUGUAAACCAUAGACUGUAAAUAUAAACAGGGCCUGCUGACUGACCUUUGGCUGGCUGUCAGUCAGAAACAUGGCUGCCCUGAAGAAAGUGCUUGUUGCUGCUGCUGUUGCUGCCUUUGCAGCUUUUAUUGGAUACCGAUUUCUUCAAAUAAAGGAAAUGGCUCUCGGUUCCAGAGAAAUUCCUGUGAAACACCUCAAAUGUAAUUAUUUACAGAAUAUUGAAUAUGGGGCAGAGGAUAUCACAAUUCUAAGAGAUGGACUGGCCUUUAUAAGCACAGGACUGAAAUAUCCUGGAUUGCCGUCAUUCUCUGAUGAUCCAGGGAAAAUGUACAUUUUGGAUCUUCUGCACCCGCAACCAACUCCAGUGGAGCUGCAGAUCAAAGGAGAGCUGGACCUCGACUCCUUCAACCCACAUGGCAUCAGUGCAUUCAUCGAUGAAGCAGAUGACUCUGUGUACCUGUUUGUUGUCAAUCACCCUGAAGGCAAAAGCCAAAUCGAGAUCUUUCACUUUGUGGAGGAGAACACACUUGUGCACCUAAAAACCAUCAGCCACCCUCUGCUCCACAGUGUGAACGACAUUGUUGCAGUGGGAGUGGAGAGCUUCUACGCCACCAAUGAUCGCUACCAUCCCAGUGAUGUCAUCAACCACCUGGUGACCCUCCUGGGUCUCACCUGGUGUGAUGUGGUCUACUACAGUCCACAGGAAGUGAAGAUGGCCGCCGGUGGCCUUCUGUCUGCUAACGGCAUCAACAUAUCGCCUGAUAAACGGCAUAUUUAUGUUUCAGACAUCAUGGAGCAUGAUAUUGAAGUUUAUGAGAGAAAACCAGGCGAAACAUUAGUGCAUCUAAAGUCUGUAGCUGUUGGGUCACUCUGUGAUAACAUCGAGGUGGACUCCAGGACAGGAGACGUCUGGCUGGGCUGUCAUCCAAACGGGAUGAAGGUGGGAACAUAUAACCCUGAAGAUCCACCUGGCUCAGAGAUCAUCCGGAUCAGGAACGUCGAGUCGGAGCAGCCGGAGGUCAGCGUGGCGUUCGCUGAUGACGGCCGUGUGCUCAUGGCGUCCACGGUAGCUGCUCCCUAUGAGGGCAAGCUGCUGAUUGGCUCUAUUUUCCACAAAGCGCUGUACUGUCAUUUGAAAUAAUCUGUGAAUUCUGUAUCUUUGUUUAAGAAUUGUAAUCUUGUAAGGAAUGAUUUGAAUGGAUAUGGGACAGAAAAUGAAUAAAAUAAUGAUUCACCAUUUGCAAAAGAGGAGUAAUAAUAGUUGACCUGAUACAGACUCUGGCUCAUUCUGGAAACCGUUUUACAUUCAUUUAUUUAAUUUCAUGUCAGUUUCACAAAAUGCAGUUUGUUACCUGAUGGAAACAGUAUUUCUAAUAUUUUCACAUAAAACUCCUUCUCACAA